AUGCCCCGCAAGCUGCCGUUCAGCGCCAAGCGGAAAAAGCAACAGCUCCGGGACCGGCGGGAGCGGAAACGGGGAGAUGUUCCCGGUUCGGGUCCCGGCAGCCGCAGCGGGAGCCGCGAGCGGGGCGGGGAUGGCGGCACCGGGGACGCCCCCACGGAACCGGCCCGGAGACGGCACGACCCCGGCAGGUUCCGUCUGCAGCUGGGGGGGCCCCGGGCCCUGAGCGUGCCCCCCGCCCUGGCCGCCCACGUGACGCAGGAAUUGGGGAAGGGUCUCAUCCUCAUCCUCAACAAGGUGGACCUGACCCCUCCGGCCGUGGCCGCGGCCUGGACGCAGCUGCUGAGGGCUCGCUUCGGCCCCGCCCGCGUGGUGCCCUUCAGCACCGCAACAGCCGCAGCUACAGCCGGAAACACCGCCGCAGCUACAGCCGGAAACACCGUUGACCUCAGCAGCUGGCGGGCGCGGCUGGAUCGGGCGGAGCAGCGCCCGGAGGAGGAGGAGGAGGAGGAGGAGCCGGAAGUGGGCGUGGCCGAGGAUGCAGAUGAGGAUGAGGAGGGCUCGGGGGGCGUGGCCCCGCCCCGGAAGUGGGAGCGGUACCGGCACGGCGUGCUGACCCUGGGCUGUGUCGGGCUGCCAAACGCGGGGAAGUCGUCGGUGCUGAACGCUCUGCUGGGCCGCAGCGCGGUGGGCGUGUCCCGCGCCCCCGGCCGCACCCGCUACUUCCAGACCCAUUUCCUGACGGCCUCGGUUCGGCUCUGCGACUGCCCCGGCCUCGUCUUCCCCUCCCGCGCCCCGCCCGAGCUCCAGGUCCUGGCAGGGGUGUACCCCAUUGCCCAGCUGCAGGACCCCUACUCGGCCGUGGGGUUCCUGGGGUCCCGCCUGGCCCUGCCCCCGCUGCUGCAGCUGCGCCCCCCAAACGGCCCCGGCUGGACGGCCUGGGAGCUCUGCGAAGCCUGGGCAGAGAAGAGGGGCUACAAGACGGCGCGGGCGGCUCGUAACGACGUGGCCCGAGCGGCCAACGGGAUCCUGCGGCUCGCGGCCGAGGGGCGGAUCCGGCUCUGCCUCACCCCCCCGGGCUUCACCCGCCAAAAAGAGCACUGGGAGCUCCACCCCGACACCGCGGCCUUGGCGGCCAUGACGGGGGGAGGGGCGGCCACCCCUCCCCCGCCCGGGGACGGCUCCACCUCCGAGGACGAGGAGGGGGAGGGCUCAGACCAAGCCACGCCCCCUCCCAGCCCCACCCCCAACCCCUUUGCCUUGCUGGGAGAGGACGAGUGCUGAGCCCCGCCCCCUCCCGGGGCAGCGGCCAAUCAGAGCACGGUGGGUUAUCGCAUCGCCAUAUAUGGAAUAAAGCCUGGUUUAUUUCUGCAGAGCUGAUUGGCUGCUCGGGGCCGGGCGGGGACCAAUCAGAGCGCAGGGGCGGGGC
Pseudopodoces humilis (Tibetan ground-tit) is the source of this 1426-nucleotide messenger RNA. NCBI's taxonomy places the organism in Eukaryota, Metazoa, Chordata, Aves, Passeriformes, Paridae. The record is from RefSeq and is a predicted model, not a curated record.